Molecule: messenger RNA, 2456 nt
Organism: Xiphias gladius (swordfish)
Lineage: Eukaryota; Metazoa; Chordata; Actinopteri; Istiophoriformes; Xiphiidae
Product: protein phosphatase 1, regulatory subunit 15B
Exons: 3
Coding region: 340-2046 (568 amino acids)
Biological process (GO): response to endoplasmic reticulum stress
Cellular component (GO): protein phosphatase type 1 complex; endoplasmic reticulum
Molecular function (GO): protein phosphatase regulator activity
Source: RefSeq, a predicted model, not a curated record
AGGGAGGGGCCUUCGUCCAAUCGCAGCGCGACAUUACGUCAAGCCUGUUUAUUUUAACACGCAGCGUCGCGACAUCCGGACAUUCACCUCUACCGCAACAACGACGACAAGACACGACUGAGAAAACAUGGAGAAACUACACGAGAAAAUCUGACGAAGGAGACCGAAAAAUGGCGCGGACCUGCCGGAAAAUGAAGCGACAGCACGCCGAUGUAUAUCCGUCACCGACGAACACGCGAAAUCUGCUGGUUUUCGACGAGGAAUACCAGAAUACGUGAAGAGUUUCCCCAACAUCACCGCCGCAGUCCAAGAAGAGGAGGCUAAGGGGGAAGUACAAACAUGGCCACGACUGUCGGUGCCGAUAAGGGUUGCGAACGAACGGCGAUGGAGAGGUUCGGUAGCGGAGGAAUGGCGCUUCUGCCUUGGACGAAACAGAUGCUCUCCGUGAUGUGGGAACAGCUUCGGCUGCUGGUUCAGGUCAUCUAUUACACCUGUAUGUCGGUUUUCCAGAUGUUCAGGUUUGAGGUCCACGUGAGAAUCACUGACGAGACGGGCCAGCACAUCCAGCACAUGAGCACGGCAGCAAACCCGACCGAAUCAUUCCUGUUCUCCUCGUUGUUUGACGGAGACAACGGAGUCAUGGUCGGCGGUAACAGCCCCCUCUCUAACUUCUGCGCUGACGUUGGCGACCCCUUUACCGGGAAAUCCACUGCCGAGGCCCUGCUGUCCAGUUUGCGUGCUGACGACCUGUGCUGCGGACUGGUGGACGAUUUUGUGUCCAGAACAGCUGGGAAAGAAGAGGGCAUCUUUCUCGGACACCAAUCCACCUGGAAAAUGGGCUUCCCUGGUGAUUGGAACAUCUUUGUGUCGAGCAGCGACAGCUCUAGUUCAAACGAGGCUUGCCAUAAAAGUAGCGAGAAAGUCUUCAAACAGGAAACCUCAGAAGAGGAGAGAAGCUCUCACUGGAGUAGCGAGGAAGACCAGAACGUAGUAGAAUUUGACAGUGAGGAAAGUAAGGCGCUUUGGGAGUCUCUGUCAAAAUCUAGUGAUCCUUACAACCCCUUCUAUUUCUCUGCGUGUAUUUCAACAAACGCAAACAUGGGAAAAAGUAAUAGCGAAGCAAGGGACAGCAGUGAUACUGACCUUAUGCCAGUGAGCAAGGCCAGGGAGGAGAUGUUGGGGUCUCGAGGCCUGAACAUCUGGGUCAGUCGCUCCGACAGCGAGAGCAGCUGGGCCAGUUCGGACGGCUCAAGCCCCGACAUUGACAAGGAUGAGAGUGAGAGGCUUUGGGAGUUCUUCAGCAGUCCGGCAGACCCCUACAAUCCCAUGUGCUUUACUGCGUGCACGGUCAGCAGCACGUCCCUUCAAACCACCACCACCACAGUCUCUAAAGAACGGGCCUCACUUCCUGUACCCCUCUCCAAGUCAGACACAGACACUGAGGAGAAGGAAAGCAGCUUUCCUCCUUCAUCUGAGGAGGAUGAAGAAGAGCAGCUGUGGAAAUCUCUCUUCCAGAAAGAUGACCCGUACCACCCUCUCAACUUUCAGGCCUGCCUCCAGACCUCCCCAACAGCAGCAGCACUCCCGUCUGAGGAAGACCCAGACGCCCUUGAUGUCCAGCACACGAGAAAUCCACCCACGAAGGGCAAGAAUUGUGAAAAGGGGGCAAAAACACCCCGAAAAUCCAGAGCAACCAAGCCCUCUCUGCCAGAGAGGCGGUUGAAGCAUCACUCCCAUCCAGACAAAACACUGGUGCCCUGGAAAAGACCUGGGCAAAUACCUCAGUCGCCUCCAGAUGAGGCGAGGGAAAGCAAGGCCAGCACCACCCAGAAAAAGGUGCGAUUCUCUCCUCUCGUCAAAGUCCAUGUCAUGCGGACCUGGCCGUUUGCUCGACAGGCGUCUCGUAAGGGACACUGGGAGGAAAUGGCGCGAGACCGGGACCGCUUCCGGAGGCGGAUCCAGGAAGCAGAGCAGACCAUCGGCCACUGCUUCACUCGGCCCCACAGAGAGAAGAUCCGGGCGUACCUGGACGGUGCCUUGAAAUAAAUAAAAGUCCCGAACACUGAAUGUUUUAUUUCCGUUUUGGAUGAGAACUUGUGAUUGGUUGCAAUGCAACAGUGAUUUUGAUUUAGGCCAAUUAGAAAUUUGAUGUUAGGCCAAUGUUCGGUAUCAAGUUGAACAACCUUGUACCUCAAAAGGUUUUAUACAUUGUGUGACUGUUGCACUGAUUGACACUUUUCUCAUAAUAACCCUCAACAUUAAUGUGUGGAAUGUUGUUUUUGUAUGCCUUAUACACUGACCUAGUAAUGUAACUUAUUUAUGCCCUAUGGAGCUUGUCAUUUCUUUGUAGUGGGUUUAACUUCGUAUGUGUUUUUUUUAUAUGUGUGAACAAACCACAGUGGUAAAUCUAGAAGAUACAAGUAGAUAAUGAUGAUAUCAUUAAAAGCAGAGCUUUA